CACAACGCGCCGAAAAACCUCACCGCAACAUCUCCGUACGCUUCCUCCACCCUUCCACCCUGCACACACACCUACACACACACACACACCUACACACACACACACACACACCUUCUCUCUCUUUCUGAAGAGCUCCAUCCGAACCUAUCGCCCCAACCCUUACAAAGCAAUGUGUCCAGCACUCUCGGCACAUGGCUGAUCAUCCGAGACGGCCCUCGCAAUCCGCCGCGGCUUCGUCCAUCCCUCCCGCUCCUCCACUUCCACCGCCCAAGUUCGCAGCGCGUAACGUCUUUACCAGAUUCGUCACUCAGCCCUUCACAUACGGCUCUCGUCCUCCAAGCGUGCAGGCGAACCGUGCAGAUGGCCAACGUUCGGCUUCGUUGGCUCCCCGGGGUACAGGAGUAAACCCGGCCUUCUCCAAAGAAGCAAGCCACAAGACCGGCCUUGAAAUAUCUGCUGUCGAUAUCAACCAUGACGGCACACAUGCAGUCCUUGCAGGUCGCGAGAUCUUGAAGACGAUCAGCGUCACCGACACACAUUGCGCCGAAGAGGACAACCUGCGUUCCGCAAUCAUUAAUUACACCGGAACCGUCACAGGCCCCGGCCCCGCCGCUUCUAGACAUAGAGAAACGUUCGAGAUACAUGAUGUAAAGUGGUCCCACGGCCAAUACGACUCGUAUAUUGCUACUGCUGCAACAAAUGGCAAAGUCAUCCUCUACGACUUGAAACGUACAGGCAAGGAAGUCGCUAGGUUGCAUGAGCAUCACCGUCAGGUACACAAGCUUGCUUUUAAUCCGCACAAGGGCCAUUUAUUGUUGUCGGGCAGCCAAGAUGCGACGGUGCGUCUGUGGGACUUGCGCGACAUGCGACGAGAUGUCAUGUCAUGCGCCAGUCGGGACAAGUUCUCUGGCAUGAGUGAAGGCAUUCGUGACCUCAAAUGGUCGCCCACCGAUGGGGUAGAAUUCGCUUUUGGAACCGACAAUGGCGUAAUACAACGCUGGGACUUCCGACAAAACAGAGGCCCGAAGCUGAAGAUCAACGCGCACGAAAAGACAGUCAACGCUAUUGAUUGGCAUCCUGAUGGGAAGCACCUGAUGAGUGCGAGCACCGAUAAGACGGUCAGGGUGUGGGACUUCUCAUCGGAAGUACGCAGGCAGAAACCUGCAUUUGUGUUACGUACACCCUUUCCUGUGUACAACGCACGUUGGAGACCAUCUUGUUGGGUUCCAGAAUCACGAGAACAUGGCUCUCUUCAAUGCACUCAGCUAGCGACGUCGUACGACAGAGACCACGCUAUGGUGCACCUAUGGGACCUCCGCCGCCCAUAUCUACCGUUCAGGGAGAUACACCGAUACAGCAUGGCCCCAACAGAUAUGCUAUGGCACGGACGCGAUCUGCUCUGGACUGUUGGCCGCGAAGGCAUGUUCACACAGAAUGACGUCAAUUUUGCUCCGAAAGUCAUCGACAGACGAAAUAUGCAAGCUUUCGCAGUAUCUGCAACGGGUGAAAUUAACGCUUUCUCACAGAAGAGAUCACGAAGUCGCAACUCGGAGCAUACAAAUUUCACCCAGGAGAAUUAUCCUCUCGACUCCGAGAAGACCCGUAGCAGUCCUGACAAAGGUAGCCUUGGCCGCGUCUCAGCAGACGACAGUCUCGAUGACAGUUUUCUUAGCACGUCUUUCAAUCGACACCACGGCAGAACCGCAAGUAACAGGUCUGCUAAGUCAUUUAGCAGUACGCCACCAUCAUCUGACAUGUUGACCAAAGUUGUAUUCUUGGAUGAGUCCCUAGCAAUUCGUGCUGAUGCGUUCAAGCCUAAUCAGACAGCCUUUCGAGGAUCCCUCCCCGGAUCGUUGAAUCUGCCCGUGUUCACUUACCUUGCACAAAAAUACAAGGCCAUGGCUUUGACUGACCCACCAUCUGUUGAUUCAUACUUAAAUCUUCCUAAACUUUUCGGGCACAACGCAGAGUAUGCAGAAAAAGCUGCUCUGUUUCGGCUCGCAGAAACUUGGCAGAUCGUUGGGCAUGCAGUCUUCAACGUUGUGAGUUCAAGGGCAGAGCAGCAUAGAAGACUACGAGUAGAGCAAAGCCAUCCUCCCCGACAGGUCUCAGAAAGCCGAUCUAAAUCAAACCUGGACGUAGUCACACCUGCAAAGACUGCUAGCAUAGCGCAUAGGGCGGUAUAUGGACCGUCUAGUCACUCGAGUCCACUUCUCACUGUAGGCCACGCUGAGAGCACGUCAAAUCUACCAACUCCACUUGCAAGACCUGUAGCCCAUUCGACCUCGCAUACUGGCGAUGGUCAUCUUAGACUUCCUGACUUGGACAAUGAAGACGCUCUCAACCUUCCACCUGCGAUUGUAGGUCCUCAUUCUAAUGGAGAUGUAAGCUCCGUCAGUCGUUCCCAUCGGGACGAUUUGCAAAUACCACGUCCAAAUUUCAACAACCCACGAUGGUAUAGUACCACAACUGAUCUAGACGAGCGACGGGCAAUGGUAGGAAGCUACAGGGCACAGCGACGAACCCCUCUUACGUACGAUCAACCCAAUCCUCAUGCCAUCGAUAUUAGAGCACCACCCAACCUAGACAGACACAAUUCAGACGAGAGCUUUGCGAUGUUUUCGGCUUCUUCAGGGUCGCAACGCGAACCGUCCAUGUCGGGCUCCUUCGCAAGCGUCCACUCGCAAAACAUGGAGUCAAAAACUGAGGGACCGCAGGAGUCUCAUGACAGUAGUCCGAAUCUCGAUCGAUAUGCAUUGAGUCCCAUCUCUAGGUCAGCCCAUAGACGCCCACGUCUUGACAUGCGGCACAUGAGCCCAAGUCCUUCAAGUACACAAACAGAACAACGUCUCGCCGAGAGCACGCUGAGCCCAAAGAAUACAAUUUCUCAAGCGCAGGUCACGUCAUCGGGAUCCCAGGCGUUGAGUCCAGCACAGUUUAGUGCAGAAAGGAGGAAAGCAAUCGAAGAUAUUGAUGUGCUCCAUCGUAACAAUUACCUCAUGCGUCAUGACAGCUCCGAAUCAGAGGCAUUGACCAGUGAUAAGGGUAGUCCCUUUUCGGCACUCUCUGCAAUCCACGAAACGAUAGACGCCAGUGGAACAAUAGUUCCUGACGGUUUUCAAGGUGGCAUCAUGUCGCCCGAAAGCGCUGACCUUGCCCAUCCACCGUUCCGCCACGGAAGCACAACCGCUGCUACUUCCUCGGAGACUCAUGCCGUAGACGAGUCGUUGCAACUCGAAGACUUUCAAGUUCAGAGUUCAGACGUGGAUACGGAGUCAAAUUCGCCUUUUACCGUGAUCGAUAUGAUCCGAUCUGUCCUUUGUUUCCAUACUGGGGUCAUGGCAGAUGCUCAAACCUCUUCUCUCAUUCUGCUACUAGUCUCACCUCUGCUCCCUCCAACGCAUCCUCUCUGCUCUUCCGACACAGAGCUUGUGAAGUCCACAUACGCUGAAGUCCUAACUUCUCUAGGAAUGGCCCCUACUCAGGUCCAUGCCAUAAUCCAUGGCCAUCUUGCGGACCUCCUCAAGACAGGCAUACACCCCUUCGAAGCCGAAUCUAUCAUAUCAACCUACCACACACAACUACACAGUCUCGGCCUCUUCAACGCCGCAGCAUCUCUCCGCCGCCUCGCCUACCCCGUCUACCCCGGCGUGUACGAGUACGCCCUCAAAGACACCCAACUCAACCUCCUUUGCACAAAUUGCAAAUCCCCUCUGAACAAUCCUCGCGACAAAACCCGCUGCGAAACUUGCCGCGCCCGCUCCAAGCCUUGCCCCAUCUGCGGCUGCAAAGCAGCCUUGCUCGACCCAGCAAGCAAGCACGUCAAGUACAAACCACGCAAAAAGGGCGUCAAAUUCGGCGAUCCCGGCCUCGCGAACAAGUCUGAUCAACUAUCUGACUCCAUCCUCGGCACGCCUCAAGUAUCCCGCGAUAAUCUCGCAGACACCGAGUCUUCUUCGAACGCGUCCUCAUCCUCGCCGAUAGUCCCAGUCGUAUUCCAGCAACCGGCGGUUCUUUGGACGGCAUGUCCGCUCUGCUCCCACGGCGGCCACAGCGCGUGUAUGGCUGCGUGGUGGGCAGACGCCGAGUCGGAAGGCGCGUGUCCGACGCAGGGCUGUAUCUGUGACUGUGUCAAGGGCACGCGCCGCACCGAGAGGCUGCGGAAGCUGGAGGAGGAGGUUGCGGAGAAGGAGAAGGGGAAGGUUAAGGGUGAUGAGUGGCUUGCGAGGGAGAGCAAGGCUGUUGUGGGUGUGAGAGGGGCGUUGGGCGGUGGCGGUGGGAGCGGGAGCGCGGAGUCUGGGCUGGGUGGUGUGUCGGGGAAGGUGGUGGUGAAGGAUGAGGGCAAGAGGGUUAAUAGAGCUGGGGGCGGUGCCGGGGUGGCGAAGAAGUGACGCUUUUGGGCGGAUCUGAGCUUGUUGUUUGCUACAGGUACUUUGAUAUUGCAUGUUCGGGGAGUUGGGAUUUGGACCUUGGGUACUAAUACGCUCCAUCUUUUUCCGAUCAAUUGGGAAGAUGAAAAGAAGAUCUCACGAAAUGGUGAGAGAAUUGCUUGUAUCAAGAAGAACGCGGGACGGCAAUACUAGGCGAGCCGUGCCGUGUGCAAAUAAGCCUAGAGUCUGUAAAAUAGAUAUAUAUAUGAUGAUACCCACCUAACUGAUUAUACAUUACGCAUGAGCUCACUUGUCAAUCAAUCACUCAAUCACUCAAUCACUCAAUCACUCAAUCACUCGAUCAACCAGAACCAAUAACAACGAUAAUAAGAAGAAAGUCACACAUUCAUGUACCGCCUGUAUCUGUGCUCCAACGCAAAAAGACUCGUGCGUCAGCUCUUUUCAAGGCGGCUUCUGUUUAUACAUUUUC
Messenger RNA from Pseudovirgaria hyperparasitica, 4860 nucleotides. RefSeq lists its product as uncharacterized. The record is from RefSeq and is a predicted model, not a curated record. The coding region runs from base 192 to 4391 and encodes 1399 amino acids. The transcript has 2 exons. Lineage: Eukaryota; Fungi; Ascomycota; Dothideomycetes; Acrospermales; Acrospermaceae. Gene Ontology annotation, molecular function: protein binding. Gene Ontology annotation, biological process: positive regulation of TOR signaling.